AUGUCCAAGCUCACACUUACCGAUUGGGCCAACCAGCCCGAGGCUGUGGUCUUUGGCCACUGCAACCCGAACAACCUUGCGCCAUACGAGCAGGUUCAACUCCUGUUUGAGGGAAUGGAUAUGACUGCCGAGGGUCAUGUCAAGCUCUACGUCGUGGCCGACGACACCGAGAGCCAGAUCAUGUCGGCCGAGUUGAAGCAGCGCGCUGCCCUCUCUCCCGACUUCGCCAUUCCCACCAUUUGCGACUAUGCCUUGCUUCUGCAGCAGCUGCGAAAGACCAAGGUCUCCAAGCUGUGGGAACAGGCCUGCGUUACCAUCGUGGCGCAGAUUGACCAAUAUUGCUCGGCACCAUUCGCCUUGGCCAUCCUCGAGUUGGUCAAGUGGGCAGCAAACCCAACGUCCCAGACUCGUCUUCGUUUCCUGACAGUCUCUACCUUUGAAGAACCGGAAGAGUCCGUCCAGAGGGCUCUGGAGUACUUUUGCCCAAAGCUCACGGUCUCACUGGUACAGGUGCCAACUCGGGUCGCCACCACCCGCCCAGCCCCGAAACGACUGCUCUGGUCGGAUCCAGACUCUGUCGAUGAAGUCGUCAAACUUGUUAAAGCGCAGGUCGACGGGCAAAGGACAUCCAUUGUUCUUUGCCACCCUGAUGAAAUACAUGCCAUUAUCACAGGUUUGUUGCGGAUGAGGGCAAGGGUCAAUAAUCUGGUCAAUAGUAGCCGUUUCUUGGCCCAUAUACUGGCGAUGAGAAUUGAACCAGUCAAGCCCGGUUCCUUCCCGGCAGUUCUUUUCUGCACCGAGAAGAGCCAAAUUCCCAUGGAAAUUCACAACCUCGGUGCCAUCAUCAUUAGCCGUCGUCGACAGGCAGCCAUUUGGGAAUGUGGCCGGAUCGUGUACAAGCCCGAGCAAACAUCGCAGUGGGAGGUCAACCAAGCUGUUUCGUACGUGUGGCAAACCUCGACACCCACGACGGGAAUUACAAUCUUGGCGCCCGAGGCGUCAAAGCUCGCUGAGCUGCUGCCUCGUCGUCGAGUUGACAAUGACCAAUCCAUCCCAUUCCUCCUAGAUCUCCUUGCCAACUUUGAUGGAAUGAGUAUGGAUGACAUGCUUGGAUGUUUUGUGACAGACUUUCCCAUUGUCUAUUCGAACCUGUCACAGCUGAAGCUCAUGAAGUGUGCCCGCGAGUGCAGUGACGAUCUUCGCAUGUUCUCGCUGGUGCCAGGUAAUGCACAGGAGCUUUUGUUGGAAUUGCUGCCACAGUUCGAGCACCAGUUUCUUCCUGCUUGGUUCCUCGCAACUGGCAUCACCUUCCCAGGGGCCACCGUGUCGGCCAAGAAGGCCAUGAUUCGACUCGCUGCCAUUGUGCACGAGGGGGUGGGCUUUAUUGAUCGCGGAAGCAUCUUCUGGCAGGAGGUUCCGGAAAUCGAAAAGGCCGAGCACCUCCAGACCCUUGGUUACAAAAUCUCGGGGCAGUUCAAGAUGCCUCACGGGCUGAUGAGGCAGGGAGGUCUGUGGGUGGCACUCGCGGCCUGGCACUCUGCGUCCGUAACCCUGCAAGGGUUCAAGGACGUCUCCAAAGCCGAGACCGAUGCUGAUUGCGUCAAAGACAUAGCUAAUGGUUCUCGCAUCGUGCUGAUCCAAACCCAGCUUGCAAAGCGGAUCGCGGACUUGGUUGAUAAGCUGGAGGAUUUCAUCGGCAUCAGCCCCCAAGACAAGGGAAACCAACCAUUGUCCUUGGACGAGAAUGACUGCAUAGUUAUUCAAACCGUCAUGGUGCAGACUUGGAUGCAUCGUACCAUUGGCAUUGCCAAACAGCCUCGUGCCGAUGGCGCGGGACAUACCAUUCUGUGCACCGACAUGGUGUCGAUGGACACCCCGGUAGCUUCAUCUGGGACAGACCUGAUGCCCUUUGCCGCCAUUAUGGAAUCCCCUGGCACAGGAGACGCGUCCAUGCUUGUGGCGGCACUGCAUCUUCAACGUCAUUUGCGCACAAGAACCCCCGUACUGUUUGGGUCUUGUGUCAUCCUUCCCAUUGAGCGUAUCUGGGAGUGGCAAAGAAACGAAGGAGGCAAAGACUUUCUUUUGCAUAUUCGCUGCCACCACCCUCCGGUCGGCGAACCCGAGGUAUAA
This is a messenger RNA of Metarhizium brunneum ARSEF 3297, 2130 nucleotides long. RefSeq lists its product as uncharacterized. The record is from RefSeq and is a predicted model, not a curated record. NCBI's taxonomy places the organism in Eukaryota, Fungi, Ascomycota, Sordariomycetes, Hypocreales, Clavicipitaceae.